UUUACAAUCCUUCUAGGUUUUAGACUUUCAAAUUGUUAUUAAAACAUGGAUCGUAUUUUACAUGGACCGAAACUAUUAACACCUAUUCCAUUGGUUUCUCUUGGAAUCAGAUUAUUUGAUAAACUCAAAGAAAAAGAUGACAAAGUUUUAUUUAUUGACGUGUCAAAUGAUCAAAAGAUUACAAACAAAGAAUUUUUAAUUUUAUCUUGUAAAUUAGCUGAAAGUCUUCGAUGUUGUGGUUUUAAACAAAACGACGUUUUAGCUAUAUCGGGGGAAAAUAGUAUUUUUUAUUACGUUCCUGUAGUUGCUGGGUUAUUUCUUGGAAUGAUUUCUGGAUUUAUUAAUCAAACUUAUACGAAAAAUGAAUUUUUAAAUCUAUAUGAUAUCUACCAACCAAAAAUUGUUUUUAUAUCUUCGAAAGUAUUAAAUAUUUUUAUUGAGGAAAAAAAUAAAUUUCAAGAUUUAAAAAUAAUAAUCUUAGACGACGAAGACGUUUCAGGCUAUGAUACUUUAAGUACCUUUAUAGAAAAGAAUUGUAACAAAAAUAUUUGCAUCGAUAACUUUAAACCUAACAACGUCAAUCCAAUUGAUCAAACUGCUUUUAUUACCUCUUCUUCUGGUACAACAGGAUUACCUAAAGCUGUUAUGAUAACUCACGAUAACAUAGCAAUGAGAGUAAAUCAAUUAUACGACCCAAGAGUUUCCUUGGCAAAAGAAGAAAUCAUAUUCUCAAUACUCCCAUUUUUCCACGUUUCCGGUUUAGUAGUAAACAUAUCCCACGUAAUGAGAGGGAGCCAAAUUAUUACGAUGAAACGAUUCAACGAAAAAUUAUACUUAGAAUCAAUCGAAAAACACCACAUAACACAUUUAGCGAUUGUUCCGACAAUGGCUUACAGUUUUGUUAAAAGUCUCAUUUUUAAAAAUUACGGCGUUUCAACAAUCGAAGAACUUUUCUGUGGAGGCAAUUCGUUAAACGAGAAAAUCGAAGAAGAACUCGUCGCGUUAUUUCCAAAUUUAAAAUGUUUUCGUCAAGGGUAUGGAUUAACGGAAGCUACAUUAGGGGUAACAAUGAUGCGAACUGGUGAAAAAAAAGUUGGAUCUGCAGGAAAAAUCGUUCCUGGAAUGUCGCUUUGUAUUUGCGAUGAAUUUGGAAAACGGUUAGGAUCUCAUGAAGCUGGCGAAAUUCUUGUAAAAGGAAGACUGGUUACAAAAGGAUAUUAUCGUAACCCGGAAGCCACUAAGAAUACUUUUGUUAAUGAGUGGUUGCACACGGGUGAUUAUGGUUAUUACGACGAGGAAGGAUUCGUUUUUAUAGUCGAUAGACUUAAAGAUGUAAUUAAAUAUAAAGGGUUUCAAGUAGCACCGGUUGAAAUCGAGGGGAUUUUAUUAUCACAUCCAAAGGUGAAAGCGGCUUGCGUUGUUGGUAAACCAGAUAAACUUGCUGGGGAAUUACCCACUGGGUUUGUAGUUAAACAACCAAAUGUGGACAUAACUGAAGAAGAAUUGAUUCAAUUUGUGGCAGAACGAAUUUCGAAAACGAAACACUUACGAGGAGGGAUUUAUUUCGUGGAAGAUUUACCAAAAACAGCGAUUGGAAAAAUAAAAAGAAAAGUUUUAAGAGAUUCGCUUAAAUGUGUUUAAUAAUAAUAACACGUUUACUUCGUUUUUAAUAUGUAUUGCAGGUGGUAGAAAAUUUCUUGUAUUCAGGUGAUAAUAAUAAAAUCUGAAAAAAUA
Molecule: messenger RNA, 1734 nt
Organism: Onthophagus taurus
Lineage: Eukaryota; Metazoa; Arthropoda; Insecta; Coleoptera; Scarabaeidae
Product: luciferin 4-monooxygenase-like
Molecular function (GO): CoA-ligase activity
Source: RefSeq, a predicted model, not a curated record